GCAAGAUGGCAACGAGUCGAUUGAUCUAGAGGCCGAGGAUAUUGACAUCGACGCUGAAGGGGAGGAUGAGGAGAUUGAUGAAGCCAUGGAUGGAGAUGACUGUUGGUUUGUUUUUUCUUGGUUUCUUAUGUUGCUCACACAAGUCUCGCAGUCGAUCUUGCUGUGGCCACCAAGAAGACCCUUCUCCGUAUGCGUCGUGAUAACCUUGUACGAAUGUGUGAGACUCGGGAUUUGGAUGUUGCUGGUACGAAACCUCAACUCGCGCGUUCACUCCUUCAGUGGCGAGAUCAACGAACGAGCGAGUUCUCUUCCCCCUCUUCCGCAGGCACCAUUCGCCCACCAUCAACUGUUCAUCACCGUGCCAAUGGCCGGAGAAAGACCAAGAGCCGCAGCCAAAGCAAUACCCCUCCAGUCCUCCUGCGCCCCCAUCGAAUUCAUCAAGACGAACCGCGUACUCCUCCUUUGUCUGACGAGAACACGACUCAGCCAGAGCCAGAGCUAGAAUUGGAUCUCGAAAGCCUGGGUUUAGAAGAUCGAGAAAUUCCGCCCGAUAAACUCACGAAGCUGGAGAAGAUUGGAAGUGGGGGCUUCAAGGAUGUAUUCAUCGGUAAGUUCAAGGGCAGACGGGUUGCCAUUGCAGAAUUUCGAGAUCAGCUCAAUUCAAUGGAUAUCAAAGAACUCAAGCUUCUCGGUGGCUUUGAUCAUCCGAAUAUAGUUCGCUUCCUUGGUGUCAGCAUACCGGAGAACACCCGCGAGACACCCGUCAUGAUAGUCAGCGAACUUUGUUCAAAUGGCGACCUCUUCGACUAUAUUCGCAAUGUUCCAGCUCCGUCCCUGAAAAAAGUUUUGAACAUUAUGCUGGAUAUUGCGCGUGGCAUGGAAUACCUUCAUAUGCGCAAGCCUUCUGUCAUCCACAGAGACUGUAAAUCAUCCAACAUCCUCAUUACUUCUCGUGGCACGGCGAAGAUUGCAGACUUUGGUUUGGCCAAAGUGAAACAGUCCACGCGGUCCAUGGUUCGCAGUCUGGUUGGCACUGUUAACUGGCAAGCGCCCGAACUUUGGCAUGCGCACCCCAAGUACAACCACAAAGUUGAUGUCUUUUCGUGCGCCAUGGUGUACUGGGAAAUGUUCCAAUGGCACGUACCCAGCAAGAAGUUCCCUUGGGAGGGAAUGAACGAGCAUGCUAUUUACGAUAUCGUUGGAGCCAAACGCCAGAGACCGUCUAUCACAGGCCUGCGGAAACAAUGGUGUCCAGACAUCAUCGACCUCCUCGAGCGGAUGUGGGCUCAUGAUCCUAAUGACCGCCCAACUAUGUCUGAAGUCGUCAAAGAGUUGGAACGCAUCGCCGCCUGACGAUCUCUGGCACUCUCAAGCGGACUCAAAUCUUUAUUCAAUUAUUGUCAGUUUUGAACCUGACGUUGUCGCUAACGGAGAUUCCUUGGUUUGCAUCGGGGAUGAUUGUUUAUUCUGUGUCAUUGGUUCUCUAUACACUAUCAUCUUCGUCAUUAUCAUUUGCCCUCAACUUAUAUCCCGCAUUGUACCCUACCGUAGCAAUCCAAAUCCGUGCUUGAUGUGUAACCGGGAGGCGUUCACCACCCUGAAAUCGGUGCAUUAAAGUGCAAUUAUUACGGGUACUUGAUACAUGUCAGAGAAGGCAAGGAAAACUAAUGCGUUGUUGAGGUUUGAAGUUCGAGGGACAAACUGUUACUCAG
This is a messenger RNA of Suillus subaureus, 1712 nucleotides long. Its product is annotated as kinase-like domain-containing protein. Gene Ontology annotation, molecular function: ATP binding; protein kinase activity. The record is from RefSeq and is a predicted model, not a curated record. The transcript has 6 exons. The coding region runs from base 190 to 1353 and encodes 387 amino acids. Gene Ontology annotation, biological process: protein phosphorylation. Lineage: Eukaryota; Fungi; Basidiomycota; Agaricomycetes; Boletales; Suillaceae.